This is a messenger RNA of Nicotiana attenuata, 2253 nucleotides long. RefSeq names its product ABC transporter G family member 5. Bases 211 to 2118 code for a protein of 635 amino acids. The transcript has a single exon. The record is from RefSeq and is a predicted model, not a curated record. Gene Ontology annotation, molecular function: ATP hydrolysis activity; ABC-type transporter activity; ATP binding. Lineage: Eukaryota; Viridiplantae; Streptophyta; Magnoliopsida; Solanales; Solanaceae. Gene Ontology annotation, cellular component: membrane.
UAUUUUGAUAACUUCCAGCCACUAACUGCCAAUAGUUCUUGAAUCUCAUGAGCAAAUAGCUGCUUUUUGAUUAAAAAUAUUCAAAUACAGAAACUAAGAACAGCUUAUAGAGUACAAAACAAAACUUUAGAAACUUAGAAAAAGAGAGGUAAAAAGGUACACAAAGAACAAAGCAAAUCUGUGAGUGGAGGUAGCUAGUUAACUUCUUCAAUGAAGAAACAAGGUUGUGAUAUUGAAGCAAUAGGAAUCAACUACACAAUCUAUACACAAAAGAGAGAAAACCCUUUUAAAAUCUUUAGUAAAAACCAUCAUCAGAAGUGUUCUAGAGGAGUUCAAGAUUUACAUGAAGUGAAGGAAUUGGAAAAGGGAAGUAUUCCUAAAGUUAGGCAUGUGCUUAAGGAUGUGAAUUGCAGAGCAAAAGUAGGGGAAAUUCUAGCCAUUGUUGGUCCAAGUGGUGCUGGAAAAUCUUCAUUUCUAGAGAUUUUGGCAGGCAAGAUUGAACCACAAAAUGGAUCUAUUUUUGUGAACCAAAAGCCAGUAGAUAAAGCUAGGUUCAAGAAGUUUUCAGGCUAUGUUACUCAAAAGGACACUCUUUUUCCUCUGUUAACUGUUGAAGAAACCUUGAGUUUUAGUGCAAAGCUAAGGCUAAGACUUCCUGGAACAGAAUUGAGGUCAAGGGUAAAGUCUUUGAUUCAAGAACUUGGCUUAGAACAUGUUUCUGGAUCCAGGAUUGGUGAUGAUCGAAUUCGAGGGAUUUCGGGUGGUGAAAGGAGGAGAGUUUCCAUUGGUGUUGAAUUAAUCCAUGACCCUGGAGUUCUUAUUCUUGAUGAACCAACUUCAGGACUUGAUAGUACUUCAGCUUUGCAAAUCAUUGACAUGCUUAAAACCAUGGCUGUAACUCGUAGUCGAACGAUAAUUCUAAGUAUUCAUCAGCCAUGUUACAGGAUCAUGAAGCUGUUUAAUUCAAUCCUUCUUUUGGCUAAUGGUACAACCUUGCAUCAUGGAACCAUUGAACAGCUUAGUUUAAGGCUUAUGUUAAUGGGGUUGCAGCUUCCCCUUCAUGUUAAUAUCCUGGAAUUCGCUAUCGAAUCGAUUGAUACAAUUCAAAAACAAAACCACACUACUCCUCAAUCAGCACUCAUGAUCAAGAAUUCAGGUAAGUUUACUCUGGAGCAACUUUUUCAACAAUCUAAACUGAUUGAUGAAGACUUGUCUAUGUCUAUCCAUGUUGGUAAUGAUUUCCCAAGUGGUUUUGCCAAUUCAAGAUUGCAAGAGAUUGUAAUUCUCACUGUUAGAUUUUGGAAAAUCAUAUACAGAACAAAGGAGCUUUUUGGUUGUAAGACACUCCAAAUGUUGGUUUCAGGUCUUGUUUUAGGAUCAGUUUUUUACAAUCUUGAAGAUAAUUUAGUUGGAGCACAAGCAAGAGUAGGUCUAUUUGCAUUCAUCUUGACAUAUCUGUUGUCAAGUACAACAGAAGCCUUGCCAAUAUUCUUGCAAGAAAGGGAGAUACUAAUGAAAGAAACUUCUUGUGGGAGCUAUAGAGUUUCCUCCUAUGCAAUAGCAAAUGGCAUUGUUUACUUGCCAUUUCUGCUCAUUCUUGCAUUGCUAUUCUCAGUUCCAUUAUACUGGUUGGUUGGUCUAAAUAAACAGUUUACUGCAUUUAUGCACUUUUUGCUCCUCAUUUGGCUCAUUCUCUACACAGCAAACUCAGUAGUUGUUUGCUGUAGUGCUUUAGUCCCAAACUUCAUUAUUGGAAACUCAUUGGUUUGUGGUAUGAUGGGAUCAUGUGCAUUGUUCUCAGGAUACUUUGUUUCAAAGAAUGAGAUUCCAAAUUAUUGGAUUGUAAUGCAUUAUAUAUCAUUGUUUAAGUAUCCUUUUGAAGGGUUCUUGAUUAAUGAGUUCUCUGGAUCUGGAAAAUGCCUACAAUACAUGUUUGGGAUGUGUUUGGCUAGAGGUGAUCAAGUGCUUAAAGAGGAAGGAUAUGGUGGAGAAGAAAGUAGAAGAAAAAAUUUGCUCAUUAUUGUAUGUUUCAUCUUGCUUUACAGGUUUAUUUCUUAUGUUAUUCUCAGAAUUAGAUGCUCUCAAGGAGGAUUCAAGAACAUCCUCAUUUCAAGAUGAUUCAAAGGGAAAUGAAGUCAAGUGUAUAUACAAGUAACUUUGUGCAAAAUAUACAAGUUUGUAAUAUUGACUGUGUAUUUUGUCAAAGGGACUUGCACUUUGAUUGUUCUUUAAGGGUGAGAGAUGUUAGAUCAA